AUGUUCCGUACCCAGGCGUCCCGGUUGUUUGCAACCUCGGCCAGAGCGUUCAACGCUGCUGCCCCAAAGAGCGCCAAAAAGGCCUCCGUGGGUCCUAUCAGACGUACUUUGAAGGUGCUCGGUGGAGCCGCUCUCUUUUCCACCGUUGGCGCGGCAGCCUACAUUGGAUACAAGGUCCACAAGGAGUCGUAUCCUGCGGACCAGGAGAAACAGGUGGCCACCUUCGAGGACGGCCGCAAAAAGAAGACAUUGGUCAUCUUGGGAUCUGGCUGGGGUUCGAUUCCACUCUUGAAAAACUUGGACACGUCUUUGUACAAUGUUGUGGUGGUGUCGCCACGGAACUACUUUCUUUUCACGCCCUUGUUGCCCUCUGUCCCCACGGGAACCGUGGAGUUGAGAUCCAUUAUUGAGCCCGUGCGCUCCAUCACCAGAAGAUGUGCCGCCGAGGUCAUCUACUUGGAGGCCGAAUGUACAAACAUCGACCCUGUCAACAACAAGCUCACGAUCAAGCAGUCCACCACGGUGCACUCCGGCCACUCUGGUACCGACUCCGGCUCGUCCAAGCUGACUUUCUCCGAGGAGAUUGUCACCUCCUUGAACUACGACUACUUGGUUGUGGGCGUUGGCGCACAGCCCUCGACCUUUGGAAUCCCAGGUGUAGCGGAGCACUCGACUUUCUUGAAGGAGGUCAGCGACUCCACCAAGAUCAGAAGAUCCUUGAUGGACAUCAUCGAGGCCGCCAACAUCCUCCCCCUUGACGACCCAGAAAGAAAGAGAUUAUUGUCCAUUGUCGUGUGUGGCGGUGGGCCAACCGGUGUGGAAGUCGCCGGUGAGCUCCAGGACUACAUCGACCAGGAUCUCAAGCAGUGGAUGCCUGAGGUGGCCAACGAGUUGAAUGUUACCUUGGUCGAGGCCAUGCCUAAUGUUUUGAAUAUGUUCAACGCCAAGUUGGUUGAGUACACCAAGCAGGUGUUCCAGGAUACCAACAUCGACUUGAAGACGAACCACAUGAUCAAAAAGGUGGAUGACAAAAAAGUGUACGCUGAACACAAGGGCCUGGAUGGCACCACGAACAUGACAGAGAUUCCUUACGGCAUGUUGAUAUGGGCAACCGGAAACGCGCAAAGACCCAUCGUUAGGGACUUGACGUCCAAGAUCGACGAGCAAAGAAACGCUAGAAGAGGCUUGUUGGUCAACGACCAUAUGUUGCUUGACGGUACUGACAACAUUUUCGCCUUGGGAGACUGCACGUUUACUAAAUACGCGCCUACUGCCCAGGUGGCCUUCCAGGAGGGUAUUUUCUUGGCUGGACACCUCAAGAAAUUGAACGACAUCGAGGCCCUCAAACACAAGAUCCAGUCGCCUUCUGCGCAAGACAACAUCGAGAGAUUGUCCAAGAAGUUGGUUAAAUUGGAGAACUCACUCGAACCUUUCAAGUACAACCAUCAAGGCUCCUUGGCUUACAUUGGUUCCGAAAGAGCCGUGGCCGACGUGGUCUGGGGUGACUGGUCCAAUGUGUCCUCCGGUGGUACGUUCACCUAUUUGUUCUGGAGAUCCGCGUACAUCUAUAUGUGUCUCUCGGUGAAGAACCAGAUCUUGAUCUGUUUCGAUUGGGCCAAACUUUCCAUGUUUGGUAGAGAUAUUUCCAAAGAGUAG
Molecule: messenger RNA, 1656 nt
Organism: Metschnikowia bicuspidata var. bicuspidata NRRL YB-4993
Lineage: Eukaryota; Fungi; Ascomycota; Pichiomycetes; Serinales; Metschnikowiaceae
Gene: NDE1
Product: NADH-ubiquinone reductase (H(+)-translocating)
Exons: 1
Coding region: 1-1656 (551 amino acids)
Molecular function (GO): NADH dehydrogenase activity
Source: RefSeq, a predicted model, not a curated record